Magallana angulata is the source of this 2101-nucleotide messenger RNA. Its product is annotated as solute carrier family 2, facilitated glucose transporter member 1-like. The transcript has 12 exons. The record is from RefSeq and is a predicted model, not a curated record. Gene Ontology annotation, molecular function: hexose transmembrane transporter activity. Lineage: Eukaryota; Metazoa; Mollusca; Bivalvia; Ostreida; Ostreidae. The coding region runs from base 26 to 1627 and encodes 533 amino acids. Gene Ontology annotation, cellular component: membrane. Gene Ontology annotation, biological process: monosaccharide transmembrane transport.
AGCGUGACGAUCCUCUAACUUGAGUAUGGAAAAACAACCGUUGCUUGGUUUCCGAAGAGGAAUUCACAAUUCAGAAAACACUGAAGAGAAACAAACGUUAAUAACAGGAGCACAUGACGCAGACGUGACGGUUGCAACAGAACGGCACUACACAAAGAACCUUGCAUUUGCCAUAGCAGCAUGCGUGUGUGGCUCGUCUUUUAUGUUGGGCUACAACACCGGAGUCGUCAAUACACCAGCAACAAUAAUCAAAGAUUUCUACAACGCAAGCUACAACAAGAGACAAGGAACAAACUCCUCAAAGUACCUCAGUACCAUAAGCAUCUCAGUCCUUUGGGCCACUACCGUUUCUGUUUUUGCAUUGGGUGGAAUGAUUGGGGGGCUCAGCGCAGGGUAUUGGUGCAAUAAAUACGGAAGAAAAGGAGCCUUGCUGAGAAACAACCUUUUGCAUUUAAUAUCAGCUGCUUUGAUGUAUUAUUCUCACUUUUUAAACUCCUAUGAAAUGUUGAUAGCUGGUCGACUUUUGGUCGGGAUAUGUGCAGGAAUAAACUCAGGGGCUGCCCCGUUAUACUUGAUGGAGAUAGCACCCACGUCUCUGAGAGGAUUUGCUGGGGUCUUCAACCAGCUAGCCAUCAACAUAGGCAUUCUGGUCUCUCAAAUAUUGGGACUGGAUUCUGUCAUGGGAACUAAAGACCUUUGGCCAUACGACUUGGGAGCAACUGUUGUACCAAUAGUUAUAAUGUUGUGUUCUCUGCCAUGGUGUCCAGAAUCUCCGCGAUAUCUAAUGCUUACUGCAAUGGAUGAAAACAAGGCUGAAAAAGCUCUAAUCUGGUUAAGGGAAACUGAAGAUGUAGGAGAGGAUAUGGAUGAAAUGAAAAGGGAAGCAGAGACGCAGACGAGGAUGCCAGAGUUUGCUUUCAUGGAUUUGUUCCGGAACAAAUUUUUCAGAGAGCCGUUGACUAUAAGCGUAGUUCUACAACUGACACAGCAGUUCAGUGGCAUCAACGCUGUGAUAUAUUACUCCACCGAAAUUUUUAAAACAGCUGGUUUAAGUGCACAUUGGGCUGAGUAUGCUACCAUAGCAACAGGAGGGGUCAAUGUCGUUAUGACAUUAGUGUCUGCGUUCCUUAUGGAUCGAGUCGGACGCCGUACCCUCCUGUUAGUCGGAGUGGGAGGGUUACUAAUCUUCAGUGCUAUUCUUGCUCUGUCUCUAAUACUUAUCAAAGAACUGAACAUUACAGUUGUAUGGUUGCCUUACCUAGCUAUCGUGUCUGUGAUAUGUUACAUUAUUGCAUUUGCCUCAGGUCCAGGAUCAAUACCAUGGUUUAUGGUUGCUGAGAUUUUUUCGCAAGGUCCACGAUCAGCGGCAAUUUCUGUGUCCACCAUGGUAAACUGGUUCUCGAACUUCACAGUUGGACUACUUUUCCCUUUAUUGAAUGAGCUGGCAAUUCAUCAAUACUCCUUCCUUCCGUUUGUGGUGCUGUUGAUUAUAUUCUUAAACUUCAUAUACAGAAGGGUUCCCGAGACGAAAGGGAAAACCUUUGAACAGAUCUCACUACUGUUUAGAAGGCCUGACAUGAUGGUUUAUGAAAGCAUUAUUCAGCAGGAUUCUAUUAAUACAGCAUAGACCAGGUUACAAAAUGAAGAUUCAUCCCACAAUUCAUUAACUUAUUAUAUUAUUAUAAUUUUUAUUAAUAUAACUAUUAUAUUUUUAUAUGUGCAAUCAGUAUAAGAAAACGUUUUUGUUGGAAGAAAAAUUCAAAACAACAAUUUCAAUUAGUAUGUAAUUGUUUUUAAAAAAAUGUUUACUAAAUUCACUUUCCCACAUGGAACUUAGUUAAACACCUCAAUGAACAUGGUCAAUCAAAAACAGUUGGAAGGAAUUAUUAUUUUCUAAUCGCAAAUUGUUUAAUCUUGUAUAAACUGAAUAAAAAAAUUAAUAAAAAGUUGAUAAGAUAUGUAGUGUCAUGCAAUGGUAUAAAAUCUCAAUAAACUUUAAAGACAUCAAAUACUAUUUUUAAAUAAACCAGCUUUAAUGUUAAAAUGCAUGCCUUGGUUUCAUUCAAUUAUUCAAAUUCAAUGAAUAGUUGUGCAUUUGUCA